UGUCAGUCGCAGAGAACUUCACCUUCAUGCAAAGCCACGAGUGUUGGCUUGCAUGGAGAGCCCUUGGGCGCGUGCCACUCCACGCGUCACUUCUCCUUUCUCUCCCUCUCUAAUAAGAACCCACUUAAACACCACCCUGAAGCCUCAUCACCUCCAAUCUCCACAACCAAAUUAACAUAGCAAUGGCGGAGCUGAUCAGAAGACAGGAGCAAGGAGGGCUGCUGAAGCAGCCGCAGCCGCAGCAGCAGCAGCAGCAGCCGGUGUCAUACCAAGUGGUGAAGGCAGUGACAGCAGCGACGGCUGGAGGAUCGAUGCUGUUGCUCUCUGGGCUGACGUUGGCUGGGACAGUGAUAGCUCUGGCGGUGGCGACGCCGCUGAUGGUGAUCUUUAGUCCGGUGCUUGUUCCGGCGGCGAUAGCUGUGUGUUUACUGGUGACGGGUUUCUUGGCUUCUGGAGGAUUUGGGGUGGCUGGCUUGUCGGUGUUGUCAUGGAUGUAUAGGUAUCUGACCGGGAAGCACCCGCCUGGAGCUGACCAGCUGGAUCAGGCUCGGCAGAAGCUGGCGGCGAAGGCGAGGGAGGUUAAGGACUCGGCUCAGUAUCGGCUUGAGCAGGCUCAGCAGGGGUGAUCUGAUCUUUAUUAAGAAGACCGUUUUCUUAAUUUCUAUAAUGUAUCGUCAUGUGUACUGCUGCUCUGUUUGUGAGAGUAGAGUGUGUGUGUGUUUGUGAUGCUGUCUAGUGUUUGGUUGCUUUGAGAUUAUGUACCUCUGUUCCUUUUCUUUAUGUGAAAUUGAGCAUCUUUUUCUUUGCUGUUAUGCAAAAUAA
This is a messenger RNA of Dioscorea cayenensis subsp. rotundata (Guinea yam), 822 nucleotides long. Its product is annotated as oleosin 16 kDa-like. Gene Ontology annotation, biological process: lipid storage. Gene Ontology annotation, cellular component: membrane; monolayer-surrounded lipid storage body. The transcript has a single exon. The record is from RefSeq and is a predicted model, not a curated record. Lineage: Eukaryota; Viridiplantae; Streptophyta; Magnoliopsida; Dioscoreales; Dioscoreaceae. Bases 183 to 626 code for a protein of 147 amino acids.